CUCUUUUUCUUCUUCUCACUCUGUAUUUUACAACCUUUCAAUGGCUGCUGAUGUCAUGAGCUAUAGAGAUCUGAUCGUCGAGCGUCUAAUAGCCCGUAAUGAAAAAGAACAUGCUCUUCAUGACACAAUCUUUGCAAACCAAAAACUUGUACAAAAAGUCAUUACGCUUCAGAACAAAGAAAAACAGCUCGAAGUUGCCGUGAAAACUGCUCAGUUACAAAACGAGACAUUGUCCCAAGCUGCAGAAUAUGCUAAAGCCCAAGGCUCACCAGAGCAUCAACAGCGGGUCGCCGAGUUGGAUCGACGGAUACAUGAUCUGAACGAGGAGCGUGCGGAAAUGUACAAAACACAGAGUGAAAAUGCGCAGCGUUUGGUUCACAUGAACGAGCAGCUGCGCAAGGUUACGGAAACUGAGAAGCGUGAUUCGGCAGAGAUAAAUAAGUUGACGGCUAGCGUCAAGCAACUCGGCACUAAGUGUGAUCUGCAAGUCGAACAGUUACGGGAAAAGGAUGCAGCAAUCCAAAUUUUACAAGACGAAUUGGCUGCAAUUCAACUGGAGAUUACAACAAUUGAGGAACGUAACAAAAAGUUAGAAAAGGAAAACGCACAGUUACUCCAACGAUGGCUGGAUAAAAUGAAUCAAGAAGCCGAAAAGAUGAAUGAGGCAACUGAGUUUUAUGAGAGCUUUCUUGAACAAGCACGAAAUGUGGGACAAACGAUCCGGAAAACAAGCACUGGAAAAUGGGUUAUGCGGCCAUCAUCAUCAACUGAGCGAAGCAAAAGUGACCGCCGUGCUCGUGCAGCCACUGUCGUAUUGCCUACUGCUCCUAUUAAAAAAAUGACAGUGCAUGAUGGUGAAAUCUUCUGUAUAAAAGCUUCUUCAGCUGGGAAUAUGUUUGCCACAGGUGGAUCUGAUAAAAAGCUAAAAGUAUACGAUGCAAAAUCUGGCAACGUAACCAUGACGCUGGGUGGAUCUUUGCAGUCUAUAACAUCCGUUUGCUUCAACCCAACCGAUGAACUUGUCCUUGGGUCAUCAACUGACAACUCCACACGUAUAUGGCAAUUAAGCACACAGCGAAUUCGACACACAUUAACAGGUCAUAUCGGUAAAGUUUUUGCUGCCCAAUUUACAGCAGAUUCCAAGCGAGUGGUAUCUGGAAGUCAUGAUCGAACACUCAAGGUUUGGGACCUACAGAGAGGCUAUUGCAUCCGUACGAUAUUCACAUUUUCAAGCUGCAAUGAUUUGACACUUGCAGAUGUGGAGGGACAAACACUUGUCAGUGGCCACUUGGAUAACAAUAUCAGAUUAUGGGAUACACGAACAGGCAACGGAAUCAAGGAAUUAACAGGUGUUCACAGUGGCCAAGUUACUUCUGUAUCUGUGUCACCCGGUGGUGAUACGCUGUUGACUAAUUCAAGAGAUAACACGCUGAAACUGAUCGAUUUACGCAUGUAUGACAUUGUGGCAACAUUCCAAGCCCCAACGUAUCGAAACGGGGCCAAUUGGUCGCGAUCGUGCUUCAGCCCUGAUGGAUCUUACAUUGCUGCUGGAUCAUCCGAUGGCACACUGCAUAUCUGGAACCAAUUGACACGUAAUCUGGAAAAAACUAUCAAAGAACACAGGGGAGUCAUGUGUGGAGUUUCAUGGAGUCCUAUGGGCGAUUACUUGUACACUGCCGAAACAAACAAGAAUGUGUGCAUAUACAACACAGCGUUCACGGUGUGAUUGGUAUAACUCUUCAUCAUUCGAUGGUGUUUCAAUAUACAAUAACCGUGCAGAAUUUAGUUUAACGUAUCGUCCCACAUCACCACGAUCAUAUCACUUUUCCCAGCUUUGGAUAUAAUAUAUACCUCACGCAAAUAGUCUAAAUGACGUGCGUGUAAUGCAGCUUGUGUCUGUAACAAAAUACAAUUAUUAAUGAGUUGACAUGUUUGAUCAAUUACGUCCGCUUCGUAGCCAAUAAAGAAACACUUACGGGGAACACUUCGCUCUGUUGCC
This is a messenger RNA of Zychaea mexicana, 1999 nucleotides long. RefSeq names its product WD40-repeat-containing domain protein. Gene Ontology annotation, cellular component: autophagosome membrane. Gene Ontology annotation, molecular function: protein binding. The record is from RefSeq and is a predicted model, not a curated record. The transcript has 17 exons. Gene Ontology annotation, biological process: autophagosome assembly. The coding region runs from base 41 to 1726 and encodes 561 amino acids. NCBI's taxonomy places the organism in Eukaryota, Fungi, Mucoromycota, Mucoromycetes, Mucorales, Lichtheimiaceae.